AGGUUCUCCACACUUGUUAGUUAACUAUUAGCCGCUUAAACGAUGGCUUCUUUCUUUAUUCGACACCUGCGUGCGAUUGACAGCAGUGGCUUACGAAUCACCACGAAGCCGCUUCUUGAGCAGCUUGCGAAGGGUAAUAACGCCCGGAUUACGCCAACGUUCAUCCCGAAGCGUCACCUCAACGUCCACGAAAAUGUUAGUUUCACCCUGAUGGAGCAAAACGGAGUUCCUGUCCCGAAGUUUGGAGUUGCGAAGACCCCAGAAGAGGCAUUUGACAUUGCCAAGAAGCUCCAGGCAGAGUGCUCCUUUCAGGGAACACUUGGUUCGGAUGAUUUUGUUGUAAAAGCACAAGUCCUGACAGGAGGUAGAGGCAAAGGAAAAUUCAAGGGUGGGGCCCAAGGUGGAGUUCAGCUGGUUCUGUCGCCUGAGGACGUCAAAUCGGUAUCCGAGAAAAUGCUUGGUCAUGUUUUGGUGACGAAACAAACGGGGGAGAGAGGAUUGGUCUGUAAUGAAGUUUUGGUUUGCGAGAGGAAGUAUCAGCACAAAGAAUGUUAUUUUGCCAUUAUGUUGGAACGCGCUUUUGGGGGCCCUGUUGCGAUCGCAUCUCCUAUGGGUGGAAUGAACAUUGAAGAAGUUGCUGUCGAACAUCCAGAUAAAAUCUUCAAAGUACCGAUCGACAUCUGUUCUAAAAUGCCUGAUGAUGUUGCUAAGGAUCUAGCUGAAAAAUUGGGGUUUGAGGAAGGCGCAGUUUCUCAAGCGGCGUCAUGUUUCCAGCGCUUGUACGACAUGUUUUUGAAAUACGAUAUGACGUUGAUUGAGAUUAAUCCGGUCGCUGUGGAUAACAAGGGAAAAGUUCUGUGUCUUGAUGCAAAGCUGCGCUUCGAUGACAAUGCGGAGUUCCGCCAGAAAGAGGUAUUUGCGAAACGUGAUUGGACACAGGAAGACCCGAAGGAAGUCGAAGCUGCGCACCACCAGUUGAAUUACAUAGCUUUGGACGGAUCCAUUGGUUGUCUGGUUAAUGGAGCAGGGUUAGCCAUGGCCACCAUGGACAUAAUCAAACUUCAUGGUGGUGAUCCCGCCAACUUCCUAGACGUUGGAGGCGGUGCGACGUCGGCCCAGGUGAAAGAAGCUUUCAAAAUCAUCACGGCGGAUCCGAAAGUCACUGCGAUUUUGGUCAAUAUAUUUGGCGGCAUUAUGAGGUGUGACGUGAUUGCUGAGGGAAUCAUUGCUGCAGCACAGGAACUCAAUUUGAAGUUACCGAUCGUUGUGAGACUUCAAGGGACAUCCGUUAACGAAGCCCGCAAAACGAUGUCGAAGUAUCACGUUCCGGGAAUCGCGAAUAGAGACGUGGGGACAUCCGUUAACGAAGCCCGCAAAACGAUGUCGAAGUACCACGUUCCGGGAAUCGCGAAUAGAGACGUGGGUACGAUGGUCGAGGAUGCCAAGGCACUCAUCGGCAACAGCGGGUUGAAAAUCUUGCCUUGCGACAACCUGGAUGAAGCAGCCGAAUUAGUCGUCAAGCUGUCCCACAUCGUCACGUUGGCGCGUGACGUAAAGGUUGACGUCAAUUUUGAGCUCCCGUUGUGAUGAGUUCGUGCUAUGUUCGCUAGUGACCGUUUUUCGCUUCCCUAUUUUGAAUUCUUAUCGCGGGAGGGGAUUCUAAAGCUAUUUCUGAAAGGGCUUCUUGUAGGAGGGAAGUUUGAUUGAGGUCACUUUCAGUGGUUUGUCUUUCUUAGAACGACAAGCUCGGUGAACCGUUCCGAAAAUUUGCCCCUUGAAUCUACCCUCAAUACGAAGAAGGUGCAUAAGAUAAAAUCAAACGAAAGGCCAUCAACGAAAUCCAUCGUUCUUAACGUUGGAGCACGGUUUUUUUUUUCAGGUGGAUACCGGAUGCCGAUUGCUUGAAAUCCGGGCAAAAUUUUUCAUCAUUUCUUUUCAUUCCCUGUGGUAGGAAAGAGCAGCUUUUCUCUGAAUUCAGCGCCCUCGAGAAACAUAACUAUUGAAAGUGGUCCUCACUUUCUGGGUAUAACCAGGCUUUUCGUGCGUUAGUGUCGCAUUUAAGUUACCAUUUUGAAAGGUUUUUUUAACUCGUGGAAAGAGUGUUAGAGAAUCUAGUCGAAGCCAAUGCUACGAUGCUCUUGAAUAGAAAGGUUUUGCCAACCCACGAAGAAUGCUUAGUCUCCGUCCUGAUUUUUUCUUUUGGUUGUAAACGUUUUCUUCGUGAGAAAAUUAUGAUGAAGUAUUGAAGUAUGAUUUUAAAACUACACUUCGAACAGUCUCUCGUGAGUUGAGCGCGUCCAGGAAGAGCGAAUGCCCUAAAUAGCACCUGUCGAAAACCGGGAGGGUAUGAGCAAAACCGAUCCUUCGUGACAAAAGAAUGAUACAGUUGAUCAGGUCAAGUUAGUUAUUUCUCUAAUACUUCCUGAACAGAAUAUGAUAAGUGUGCUUAUGAAUAAAAUUAAGAAAAUAACACUUCAACGCCUUGAAAAGGAUACUGUUCUCUUGGCGUGCUCGUCUGUUCCCAUUUUUUUUUUUUACACGGUGUUCCUUUGCAUUUUGUGGACACACGCCGUUUUUUGUCGCACUCAAUAGUUUCAUUACUGAUUUUUCUACCGUGAAAUAAAAUUGAAGUGCUUGAGAUCGGUGAUUAUUUGCGAGAAGUGUAUUCCUUGCGAAGAAUUGGAGGAUUUUUCUGGGUAACGUCAAAAAAUUAAGUGGUCCUCUAGAAAUUUAAUUUCUUUCGAGAAGAGUAAGCGAAGCUUAGUGUAUGAUUAGACGUUUUGUUUUUGAAAAUCUCUUACGGUGUUUUCUUUUUUUUUUCGUUACUGGGAACGCUGGUCGUGGUUUUUAUUGUGUUGGGGAAUCUGCGAAGAAAUGAAAGCGAAAGCGGUGUAUCCAGCGAGGGUCUCGCGUGCAAGAAUUUUAAUCAGACCUUAUCCCUGUGUCUCCGCUGAAUAUUUGCGCGGAUCAAUUUUCGGCGAAUAAAACCGCUAUUCCCCGUGAUGCAUUGACUUUCUGUUCUGUGGAUGGGAACCCUGUUGAACCCCCUUGAUGGAUGAGAGUCGGAGAUGUAGGAAUAAAUUAUUUUUGGGCCCAA
Molecule: messenger RNA, 3097 nt
Organism: Notodromas monacha
Lineage: Eukaryota; Metazoa; Arthropoda; Ostracoda; Podocopida; Cyprididae
Source: the annotation of a GenBank genome assembly